UCAGAUUUUCAUAUGACUGAACCUCACAAUUUUUUGUCUAUAAAAAUGGUCCAAUUCUCCUCUUUCUUUCACAUCCUAUGAUUCAACAUCAAAACACACAAAAGCAUUAGCGUACAUUUCUUAACAAUGGCUUCCAACAAGCUUAGUGCCCUAAUUAUAUUGUUUUCUCUCCUUGCUUAUUCAACAUUUUCACAUGCUUGUGGUUCAUGCAAACCAACUCCAUCACCUAAGCCUAAGCCAAAGCCAAAGCCUAGUCCUCCACCACCUUCAUCAACACCAUGUCCUCCAACACCUUCAACAACACCUCCUACUCCUUCAACAUCACAAAAAUGUCCUAGUGACACAUUAAAGCUAGGUGUUUGUGCUGAUGUUUUAGGACUUGUUAAUGUUAUUGUUGGAAGUCCUGCUUCAAGCAAGUGUUGUGCAUUGCUUCAAGGUUUGGUUGAUUUAGAUGCAGCAAUUUGCCUUUGUACUGCUAUUAAGGCUAAUGUUCUUGGUAUCAACUUGAAUGUUCCUAUCACACUCAGUCUCCUACUUAGUGCUUGUGAAAAAUCUGUUCCUUCAGGUUUCCAAUGUUCAUAGACUUUCAUGUCAAAGGUUCAAACCAUACUAAUACUUAUGUUACUAUCGUAAUAAGGUUAUUUCACUAUUGUUUUGAUUUGUAGUUAUUAAUGUUUAUGUGCAAGAUUGGAAUUAUAGUAAUUUUAAGCAAAUCACAACCGUGAUUUCGUGAUUUUGUUUAAGCUUUAAAGUAUAAAUUUCGUUAAAAUCACGGUGUGUUACUAUAAUUUUGCUAAAUUCAUCGUCAAUUUAAGCAUACAAAUUGUUGGUUCUUGUGUGGGAUAUGUGUUAUUUAAAUAAUGGGGUAAGCCUGUUUGCCUCAUUUAGCAACUUUGUUCUUUUAAUCUUAAUAAAUUUGGCGAACUUUCAUGUGAUGAUUGUGCUUGUCAUACUUAAAUUUGUGCAA
Messenger RNA from Medicago truncatula (barrel medic), 967 nucleotides. RefSeq names its product pEARLI1-like lipid transfer protein 1. Bases 127 to 582 code for a protein of 151 amino acids. The transcript has a single exon. Lineage: Eukaryota; Viridiplantae; Streptophyta; Magnoliopsida; Fabales; Fabaceae. The record is from RefSeq and is a predicted model, not a curated record.